CUCCCAAACUCCAGGAUGCGCCUCCUUGUGGCCGGAAGCGGCACUCUAGCCACAUUUCCCGCUACGCGCCUCGAUGGUAAGGCGGUCGUCCUGUUGGACUGGGCGCCGCCAUGUUGGAAACCCCGAGCAACGGCGGCGUGCCGAGCCAUGGCGGCGCCCGAGCUGCUAGAGGUGCGGCCGGGCCUCUACCUAGGCGGGGCGGCCGCCAACGAGCGGAGCCGGCUAAGAGAGGCAGGCGUCACGGCCGUGCUGACGGUGGACACCGAGGAACCGGCGGGCGACCCUGAGGGCCUACAGACUCUGUUCAUCUCGGCGCGGGACGAACCCGAGACGGACCUGCUCAGUCAGUUGGACCGCUGCGUCGCCUUCAUCGGCCGGGCGCGCGCCGACGGCGCCGCCGUGCUCGUGCACUGCCAUGCAGGUAUCAGUCGAAGUGUUGCUGUCGUGACUGCUUACUUAAUGAAGACUGAGCAGCUUACUUUUGAAGAUGCCUAUGGGAACCUACAGACCAUCAAGCCAGAGGCUAAAAUGAAUGAGGGCUUUGAGUGGCAGCUAAAGCUUUAUCAAACAAUGGGUUGUGAAGUGGACACCUCCAGUGCAAUUUAUAAGCAAUAUCGUUUACAGAAAGUUACUGAGAAAUAUCCUGAAUUACAGAAUUUGCCACAGGAAGUUUUUGCUGUCGAUCCAACUCUUAUUUCCCAAGAUUUGAAAAAUGAGACCCUCUACAAAUGUAGGAAGUGCAGGCGUUCCUUAUUUCGAAGUUCUAGUAUUUUGGAUCAUAGUGAAGGAAGUGGACCUGCAGCCUUUGCUCAUAAGAAAAUGACACCUUUAAUAAUUAACACAGGGAAUGAGGCUAAAUGUACUUCUUAUUUCAUUGAACCUGUUCAGUGGAUGGAAUCUGCAUUGUUGGGUGUGAUGGAUGGACAGCUCCUUUGCCCAAAAUGCAAUGCCAAGUUGGGUUCUUUCAACUGGUAUGGUGAGCAGUGUUCCUGUGGUCGGUGGAUGACCCCUGCUUUUCAGAUACAUAAGAAUAGAGUGGAUGAAAUGAAAACAUUGUCUCUUCUUGGAUCACAAGCAAGAAAAACAUAAACUUUUUAAAAAACUGAUUUCAGUGAUUGACUUGAAAAGAAACUUCCUUACAUCUGAUGCCUUUGUUCAUUACUAUUUGUCACAAAUUUUUGAAUUUGUAGGCAGCCAUAUUGUUAGAUUAUCUUUUCACUGGAACUGGCAUAAGAACAUACAUUUCCUUUUUUUUUUUUUUUUUUAAUUACAGCUUUUUA
Molecule: messenger RNA, 1280 nt
Organism: Sarcophilus harrisii (Tasmanian devil)
Lineage: Eukaryota; Metazoa; Chordata; Mammalia; Dasyuromorphia; Dasyuridae
Gene: DUSP12
Product: dual specificity phosphatase 12
Biological process (GO): protein dephosphorylation
Cellular component (GO): nucleus
Molecular function (GO): protein tyrosine/serine/threonine phosphatase activity
Source: RefSeq, a predicted model, not a curated record